Coregonus sp. 'balchen' is the source of this 19709-nucleotide messenger RNA. Lineage: Eukaryota; Metazoa; Chordata; Actinopteri; Salmoniformes; Salmonidae. The record is from the annotation of a GenBank genome assembly.
AUGCAGCAGGAGGACGACUGGGCCCGGCCCCUGGAUCCGGUGCGCUGUGGGGGAGGGGCGCUGUGCAGAGUAGACGCAACGCAGGGAGACAAGGAGAGAGCCUGUUUUUUCCCUCACCAAGAGCUCUGCUGUGAUUCUGUAGCCUGACCGACCGUCUGCUAACUACAGCACAGGCCUGCCUCCCUAUUUCUCUCUCUCUCGGUCUCUCCUUCCUUCUCUUUCUCUCUCCAUUACCAUUCGUCUCCCUCUCUCUCUCUGUCUCUGUCUGUCCUCUUUCUCUGUCCCAUCGCUCAAUACUACGGUCAUCUUUCCCACCCUGUCAUCACCGUCUUUCCAUCCCUCCAUCCUUCUAAGCUCCUCUUUUAAUUCCAUCUCUGUCUGUCUGUUUGUCUGUCGGUCUGACUGUCUGUCGCCAAUCUCCUAUUCCCUGACCUUCUAUCUUUCAUUAUAACAUCUUGCCUUUUCUCUCUCACCCUUUCUCUCUUCCUUCUCCUCCUCCAUUGCCUCUCUUUGCCCUUCAGACGAUCCCUCUCUCAUUCUCCAUCCUCCCCCAUCCUAUCCUCCCCCUCUCCCCACCCUGCUGUUUGAUUUGGGUCAGUUCUGCUCACCAGCUGGGAUGAGAUGUAGUCUCUGGAGCUUGGGGAUCCAGGGGGCUCCUGGCCUGCCGUUUGCGGGGCACCCUCAUCUGUGGACCGUCCUCACACUGGGGCCCAUAUCUGGACGCACUGGGUGGGUGUCCUGCUUCCAGGAGAACUGCAUGUAGGGACGGACUGUGAGCACCAGUGGACCCUGUCCCUCUCCCCCUCCACCCCUCGCCCCCCCACACCCGGCGGGGGGAAGCUGUCGCUCUGGAGUGUCCCGGCCUGGCUGGCUGCGGCCUACACGCUGCCCACACGCUGACGACGAAUCCCUCCUCAUGCUGCUGGGACACCUGCAGCGCCCCCACCCCCAGCCCGCUCCACUACCGGUCCUCCUGUCUGGGCAAGCGCCCCGUGCCCCCCAUCACCCUAAGCAUGGGUGUGGUAGAGGCCAUUGACCCCGCCUCGCCGUCCCCUUGCCCCUCGCCCGUGCCAGGGGGCUACCGGCUGCCCCGCUCUUCCACCAGCUACAGCCAGCUGCAGGGGAGGGGAGGAGGGGCAAACCUGGAGCUGGACCUUGGUGCGGCUGCCGGAGGGGUUCUGGAAGGGGCUGGGACGGCAGCGGAGCGCAGGACACCUCUAGUAGACCUGUUCUGUGAGACCUGCUCGAGACCUUGGCUCAUCGGAUGGUGGGACCAGGUAGGGCUAGAAGGGCUGGGAGGGGAAGGGAACCGGGCCAGACAGACAGGUGGCCAUCUUGGAUAGCUGUUUUGAUUAACUAUUUUUCCACCCUUGAUGUUCUGGCCAUUAUAUAGGUUAUCUGUCAGUUCCACUUAGUAGGUGCGAUUCUGUUAAGCUAUUGAAGUUUCAUGUUGAAAAGACAACCAUGUCAGUUGUGUGCGUUUUAGUUCUGUGGAUUGCAGGGACUAGGUGGGACAGGGAGGCAGGAGAUGACCUAAAGAUGUGUUAAAGCAGCCUAUGUCCUUGUGGAUGGCAGGCAUACCAGGGUGUAUGUUGAGUGACUGUAAGUUUAUAUUUUCCCUCAGCAACUCUGUUUUCAUAUUCUAUACAUUAUUUAUACCUGUGGGCACUGAAGGGGAAAAGGCAUUGAGUUUCUUAACCCUAAACUCACCCUGUAAUGUGUUGUUAUGCUACCUGUGGCACUGGGUGCACUGAACCUCAGCUGCAGUACACUUCAACCUGAAGCUAUAAACUCAAAACUUUUCACCUUAGAGACUCAUUUUCUCCAUUCAAACCACAGACAAUCCUAUUAAGAAUAUCUGUAUUGUCCUAUUGUUACAGCAGCUUAAUAAACAUACAGAUGUAUCCAAAACAGGUAAACAGGAGUAGCAAAACAUCAAUGCAGAUACAAUAAAAGGUACAAAAGGGAAUAAUUUGGAAGUGGUUGUGAGGCAAGGAAUGAAAUAGUUAAAUCGUUCUCCUGCAGGUAGCCUGCUUUGUCACAAGAUGUCCAUCUCCAUCCUCAACACACACACACACACACACACACGCACAUGCACACGCACACGCACACGCACACACACACAGGAUAUCUUAGCUCAGUGCUGUGUGUGUUUAUCUCAGUGUUUUCCUGUGAUCUUAGUCAAUGUCAGAACAGUUUUCUAUUUUUCUUUGAGAGGCUGAGACAUGAUAGGACUUAUGGACGUAUUGUUAAUGUUGCAGCGUGUAGUUGAUGGCAUAUGUUUUUAUUACAACCAUGUACUGACCCUGUUAUUUUGACCGAGCUCUCUUGUCCGUGGCAGUGACUGUGCCCUCGUGAACCAUUUUCUUGACUGUGCUGUUGUCAGGCGUGCGGUGGGUGUAAUGGUGGAAUCAAACGCAGGACUCAGAACAAUAUUCCCAAAGGCUUGUAUUAUAGGCCAAACCAAGGCAAAUGGAAACUUUGCCCGGAGGCAACAAUCACGCACGAAGGCGAAAAGAAACUGCGCACAAACAGGUGCGACAAAAUAGCAACCGCGCACAAACAGGUGCGACAAAAUAGUAACCACGCACAAACAGGUGCGGAAAUACUCCAGUAAUAAUGGAGAGAAGCUCAACCGAGCAAUACACACAACUGACGGAAAAUCAAUUACACACAACACUAGACAAACACAACGAGAAACUUAUAGGACACUAAUUACGCCAAAACAGAAACAGGUGUGAAAACAAACAGACCAAAGCAAACGAACAAGAAACAAACAGCGGUGGCAGCUAGAAUUCCGGAGACGACGAACGCCGAAACCUGCCCGAACAAGGGAGAGAGGCAGCCUCGGCCGAAACCGUGACAGUACCCCCCCCUUGACGCGCGGCUCCAGACGUGCGCCGACUCCGGCCUCGGGGACGACCAGGAGGACGCGGCGCAGGGCGCGUCGGAUGCCCCCGAUGGAAUUCCGUCAGGAGCGACGGGUCCAACACGUCUCUCCUCGGCACCCAGCACCGCUCCUCCGGGCCGUACCCCUCCCACUCCACUAGAUACUGGAGACCCCCCAUCCGACGUCUCGAAUCCAAGAUGGAUCUCACGGAGUACGCCGGUGCCCCCUCGAUGUCCAACGGGGGCGGAGGAGUCUCCAAGAUCUCAUCUUCUUGGAGUGGGCCCGCUACCACCGGCCUGAGAAGGGACACAUGGAACGAGGGGUUAAUACACUUAUACUCCACAGGUAACAUUAACCUAUAACAUACCUCGUUCAACCUUCUCAGGACUUUAAAUGGCCCUACAAACCGCCGACCCAGUUUCCGACAGGGCAGGCGGAGGGGCAGGUUUCUGGUAGAGAGCCAGACUCGAUCACCAGGUGCGUACACCGGUGCCUCACUGCGGUGGAGAUCAGCGCUCGCCUUCUGACGUCGGAGGGCCCGCUGCAGGUGGACGUGUGCAGCGUUCCAAGUCUCCUCCGAGCGCCGCGCCCACUCAUCCACCGCAGGAGCCUCGAUCUGGCUCUGCUGCCAGGGUGCCAGAACCGGCUGGUAACCUAACACACAUUGAAAUGGAGUUAGGUUAGUGGAGGAAUGGCGUAGGGAAUUCUGGGCCAUCUCGGCCCAGGGAACGUACCUCGACCACUCCUCCGGCCGGUCCCGGCAGUAUGUUCUGAGAAACCUACCCACAUCCUGGUUUACGCGUUGAGGCUUACCGAGACCCCCAACCGCUCCAUAAACGCUCUCCAGACUCUGGAGGUGAAUUGGGGACCCCGAUCAGCCACAAUGUCCUCGGGUACCCCGUAGUGCCGGAACACAUGGGUAAACAGUGCCUCGGCAGUUUGUAGGGCAGUAGGAAGACCCGGCAUGGGGAGCAAACGACAGGCCUUAGAGAACCGGUCCACCACGACCAGGAUGGUAGUAUUCCCUUGGGAGAGGGGAAGGUCUGUUAUAAAGUCCACUGAGAGGUGGGACCAUGGUCGUUGUGGAACGGGCAGGGGUAGCAACUUACCCCUAGGUAGAUGUCUAGGCGCCUUACACUGGGCGCACACCGAGCAGGAGGAAACAUAAACCCUCACAUCCCUUGCCAACGUGGGCCACCAGUACUUGGCACUAAGACAGUGCACUGUCCGGCCGAUACCCGGAUGUCCAGAGGAGGGUGACGUGUGAGCCCAAUAGAUCAAUCGAUCCCGAACCUCGAGCGGAACGUACUUCCGACCCUCCGGGCACUGUGGUGGACUAGGGUCGGUGCGUAACGCCCGCUCGAGUUCAGAAUCGACCUCCCACACUACCGGUGCCACCAGACACGACUCAGGCAGUAUGGGAGUGGGCUCCACGGACCUCUCCUCCGUGUCAUACCGCCGAGACAGCGCAUCUGCCUUGCCAUUCUGUGACCCAGGGAUGUACGUGAUCUUAAAAGUAAACCUGGUCAAGAACAUACUCCAUCUUGCCUGGCGAGGGUUCAGCCUCCUCGCCGCCCGGAUGUACUCCAGGUUACGGUGGUCCGUCAAAAUGAGGAAAGGGUGUUGAGCCCCCUCAAGCCAGUGCCUCCACACCUUUAGAGCCUGUACCACGGCUAACAGCUCCCUGUCCCCUACGUCAUAGUUCCGCUCCGCCGGACUGAGCUUCUUGGAAUAAAAAGCACAGGGGCGGAGUUUAGGUGGCGCGCCAGACCGUUGUGAAAGCACGGCUCCUAAACCGGCCUCCGACGCGUCCACCUCUACCUGGAACGGCAAAGAGGGAUCCGGAUGCGCCAGCACCGGGGCCGAGGUAAACAGGUCCUUCAGCCUCCCAAACGCCCUGUCCGCCUCGGCCGACCACUGCAGACGCACCGGACCCCCCCUUCAACAGAGACGUGAUGGGAGCUGCCACCUGUCCAAAACCCCGGAUAAACCUCCUGUAGUAAUUUGCAAACCCCAAAAACUGCUGCACCUCCUUCACAGUAGUUGGUGUUUGCCAAUUACGCACGGCCGACACCCGGUCUACCUCCAUCUUCACCCCUGACGCAGACAACUGAUAACCCAAAAAGGAGACCGACUCCUGGAAAAACAGACACUUCUCUGCCUUCGCGUACAGGUCGUGCUCCACCAGCCUCCGCAACACUCUUCGCACCAGGGCCACAUGCUCGACACGGGUAGGCGAGUACACGAGAAUGUCAUCAAUGUACACCACCACUCCCUGCCCCUGCAUGUCCCUGAAGAUCUCAUCCACGAAUGAUUGGAAAACUGACGGAGCGUUCAUCAACCCGUAUGGCAUGACCAGAUACUCGUAAUGGCCCGAGGUGGUACUAAAGGCUGUUUUCCAUUCAUCACCCUCCCUGAUGCGCACCAAGUUGUACGCGCUCCUGAGAUCUAAUUUCGUGAAGAAACGCGCCCCAUGCAACGACUCAGUCAUGGUCGCAAUCAGCGGGAGUGGAUAACUAUACUUCACCGUAAUCUGAUUGAGACCACGGUAAUCGAUGCACGGACGCAAACCACCAUCCUUUUUCUUCACGAAAAAGAAACUCGAGGACGCAGGGGAAGUGGAAGGCCGUAUGUAUCCUUGUCUCAGAGAUUCGUCUAUGUAAACCUCCAUAGCUUUCUUCUCCUCCUGAGACAGAGGAUACACAUGGCUCCGUGGGAGCGCAGCUCCUGCCUGGAGGUCUAUCGCACAAUCCCCCUGCCUAUGGGGUGGCAACCGCGUCGCCCUCGCCUUACUAAACGCAAUAGCCAAAUCCCCAUAUUCAGGUGGAACGGGCAAUGCGGGCACCUGGUUUGGACUCUCCACCGAGGUAGCCCCUACGGAAACGCCCAAACAUCUACCCACACACUGAGCAGACCACUCCAUCAGAGCCCUCUCCUGCCACGAAAUAGCUGGGUUAUGGGUACUCAACCAGGGCAUGCCCAGCACCACCGGAUACGCAGGAGAAUCAAUCAGGAACAGCUGAAUCAUCUCCUGAUGAUCCCCCUGCGCACACAUCCUAAGUGGCGCCGUGACCUCCCUGAUCAAGCCCGUACCCAACGGACGACUAUCUAGGGCAUGAACGGGGAAAGGAACAUCAACAGGAGUAAGGGGAAUCCCUAACGCUAAACAAAACUUUUUAUCAAUAAAAUUCCCAGCCGCGCCUGAAUCUACCAGCGCCUUAUGCUGGGAAUGAGGUGCUACCUGUGGAAAACUGACAGGUAUACAAAAAUGGGCAACAGUGAGCUCUGGGUGAGUGGGGCGCCUACUCACCUGGAGGGAAUCCCCAGUGUGGGACCUGUCGUCAUCUCCCCUAGGAGGCCAUCCCCAGCACCUAGCCGCGGUGUGUCCUCCCCGACCACAGUUGGUGCAGUGGAUGGACCCCCUAGCCUGCCGACUCCUCCUUUCUCUAGCGCCAGCGCCCCCGAGCUCCAUAGGACACGGCUCGGAGGCGCUGGAGGGUGAAAUGGACGGACCCUCCGCAGGACGUCCGCGGGUAGCCAGCAGGUGAUCCAGCCUGAUGGACAUGUCGACCAGCUGGUCGAAAGUGAGGCUGGUGUCCCUACAAGCAAGCUCCCGACGGACGUCCUCUCGUAGGCUACAUCUGUAUAAAUCGAUGAGGGCCCGAUCAUUCCACCCUGCAUCUGCCGCUAGAGUACGGAAUUCAAGAGCGAAUUCCUGGGCACUCCUCCUCCCCUGCCGGAGGAAGACCAGACGCUCCCCCGCCGCUUUCCCCUCCGGGGGAUGGUCAAACACCGCCCUGAAGCGGCGGGAGAACUCGUCGUAUGUAAUCGUCGUGGCGUCGAUCUUCCUCCACUCCGCGUUGGCCCACUCCAACGCUUUACCGGCCAGGCAGGAGAUCAGGGCGGACACGCUCUCAUGCCCCGAAGGUGCCGGGUGCACUGUGGCCAGGUAUAGCUCCACCUGGAGUAGAAAUCCCUGACACCCAGCCGCGGUCCCGUCGUAGGCCCUCGGGAGAGAUAGUCGGACUCCUCGAGGUUCCGGCGCUGGAAUGAGCGGGCUGGCCGAUGGUGCUGGCAGGGAGGGAGGUGGUGGAGGCGUACCCCAGCCUCGGAUGGUGGAAAUCACCUCCUGCAGGGCGGUCCCCAUCUGUUGGAUCUGCUCUCGUUGGUCCCGAACCUGGGCCUCCAGUCUCGUCUGAGCUGCUUCGGCUCCUGCUGAUUCCAUUGAGGGUGUGUAAUUCUGUCAGGCGUGCGGUGGGUGUAAUGGUGGAAUCAAACGCAGGACUCAGAACGAUAUUCCCAAAGGCUUGUAUUAUAGGCCAAACCAAGGCAAAUGGAAACUUUGCCCGGAGGCAACAAUCACGCACGAAGGCGAAAAGAAACUGCGCACAAACAGGUGCGACAAAAUAGCAACCGCGCACAAACAGGUGCGACAAAAUAGUAACCACGCACAAACAGGUGCGGAAAUACUCCAGUAAUAAUGGAGAGAAGCUCAACCGAGCAAUACACACAACUGACGGAAAAUCAAUUACACACAACACUAGACAAACACAACGAGAAACUUAUAGGACACUAAUUACGCCAAAACAGAAACAGGUGUAAAAACAAACAGACCAAAGCAAACGAACAAGAAACAAACAGCGGUGGCAGCUAGAAUUCCGGAGACGACGAACGCCGAAACCUGCCCGAACAAGGGAGAGAGGCAGCCUCGGCCGAAACCGUGACAGCUGUCUUGUCUGUGCUUUACUGAGAUACAUACAGCUAGCACAUAAUGUUCUCAGAACCAUAUGUUUCUUAGCGCUUGGUGAGCGCGUGGUUGUCCUAUGGUUAUUUUGCAUACAACCUUCCCACAACGUUGUGGGAAUGGUGCAGGAUAGUUGCUUGGCUUUCGAACAUUCUCAGCACAUUAAAGGAACUUGACAAAAAAUGUAAUUUUCUUGAUAUUUCCUAAAAGUUCAAACAUGGUUAGAUUUUAUUAAAAUUUUGGUAAUGUUCUAGGAACGUCUCCAACUGGUUUAACAUGGGGAAUAUUCUCAAAUAGUUCAGAGAACGUUUAGAAACAAUGUUCUUCUGUGAGAAUUUCCGUACUUCAGCAUAACGUUUCCUACAGGUUUCCUCAUGGUUCUAUUUAAAAUCAUGUUCUCAGAACGGUUAGAGAAUGUUAAGAAACAACGUUCUUCAGUGGGAGUUACAGUACUUCAGCAUAACGUUUUCUAUGUUUCCUCAUGGUUAAAGUCAUGUUCUCAGAACGUUCAAAGAACGUUAAGAAACAACGUUUUUCUGUGAUGGGAAUUUCAGUAUUUCAGCAUAACGUUUGCUACAGGUUUCCUCAUGGUUCUAUUUAAAAUCAUGUUCUCAGAACAUUAAGAACACUUUCCAUAAAAAACACAAGAAAACAUUAGUAACGAAUGUUCUAAGAAUGUUCUUUUAAAAUAUAUACAUUCCGUUCUCAGCAUCAACAAAACUUUCUCUAUCCUCUUUCUUGUUAAGUGUGUUCAGGUGUGUUGGCCGUGCCCAGUAAUUGGCCACACCUGAUCCUAAUGAGUGCUUGUUUCUGGGGUCGCUUUGAAAUGGGGUCUGUUUGAAUAGACUAAAAUAGACAGCUUUGUAUGAGUAAAAAGAAACAUGGAAUGCUAGCUCCAUCCUGGUGGUGCAGUGGACUAAUUCCAUGGAUAGAGAACAUACACUACAUGACCAAAAGUAUGUGGACACCUGCUCGUCGAACAUCUCAUUCCAAAAUCAUGGGCAUUAAUAUGGAGUUUGUCCCCUCUUUGCUGCUAUAAUAACCUCCACUCUUCUGGGAAGGUUUUCCACUAGAUGUUGGAACAUUGCUGCGGGGACUUGCUUCCAUUCAGCCACAAGAGCAUUAGUGAGGUCGGGCAGGCCUGGCUCGCAGUCGACGUUCCGAUUAAUCCCAAAGGUGUUCGAUUGGGUUGAGGUCAGGGCUUUGUACAGGCCAGUCAAGUUCUUCCACACCGAUCUCGACAAACCAUUUCUGUAUGGACCUCGCUUUGUGCACGGGGGCAUUGUCAUACUGAAACAGGAAAGGGCCUUCCCCAAACUGUUGCCACAAAGUUUGAAGCACAGAAUCGUCUAGAAUGUCAUUGUAUGCUGUAGCGUUAAGAUUUCCCUUCAUUCACUGGAACUAAAGGGCCUAGCCCCAACCAUGAAAAACAGCCCCAGACCAUUAUUCCUCCUCCACCAAACGUUACAGUUGGUGCUAUGCAUUCGUGCAAAUAACGUUCUCCUGGCAUCUGCCAAACCCAGAUUCGUCCGUCGGACUGCCAGAUGGUGAAGCGUGAUCAAUCACUCCAGAGAACGUGUUUCCACUGCUCCAGAGUCCAAUGAUAUUUACGCGCUACGUGCUGCAGCACUCGCCGGUCCCGUUCUGUGACCUUGUGUGGCCUACCACUUCGCGGCUGAGCCGUUGUUGCUCCUAGACGUUUCCACUUCACAAUAACAGCAAUUAUUGUUGACCGGGGCAGCUCUGGUGUCACGUUGAAAGUCACUGAGCUCUUCAGUAAGGCCAUUCUACUGCCAAUGUUUGUCUAUGGAGAUUGCAUGGCUGUGUGCUCGAUUUUAUACACCUGUCAGCAACGGGUGUGGCUGAAAUAGCCGAAUCCACUAAUUUGAAGGGAUGUCCACAUACUUUUGUAUAUGUAGCGUAAGAUCAUAGGUUAGAAUCUCAGUGACACCGUGCCACAAUAAAAAAUAAUUGUGUUUGCAUGAUUAAUGCCUAGGCAAUUAAUUUCCAUGUGUCAUAUCUGUGUUUCAAAACAGUUAAAACAGUUAACCCAAACUAAUCUAGCAGUGUUAUUAAAAGUCUUAUUGAAACAUGUUCUCAGAACGUUAUUUAAUUACCUUCAAAUAACCUAUAAUUUCUGUUCUCAGAAGAUUAAUAAAACCUCCCAGAAAAUAUUUCAGGGAACCAUAGUAAAACCUUCUCAGAACCUCCUUGCAACCUAAAAAUGUACAUUCCCAGAACAGGCAACAUUUUCACUUCCGUUCUCAGAAAGAAAAAAAAAAAACGUUCCGUUUUACCGGUCAGGAAACUUAUGGCUUCGUUCCCAGAACCAAUGGGAAACAAAACAAUUACGCUCCCACAUCUUCCAAGGAACCAAAUGUGCUAGCUGUAUCCACUCCCCCAUCUCUCUCUGCAAACUGUGUUUUUUGCAAUCUGCUACAAUAUGACAACUAUUGUUUUGAUACAAGAUAGAGUCCAACAACAGCCUUACCAUUACCAUUAGCAACAAAAAAAAAUGUGAAUAUACAGUACUUUGAUAAACAAAGUGAAAUUGAAUGGUUGGUAGGUUGUGAGAGCUGAGUCACCAUGUUAUCAUCGAAGAGCAUUACUGUAAACUGCUAUUGUCAUGUGAAAAGCAGGAAGAGCCUGCCUGUUACAAUACGUCCCAUUUCCCUGUGUGUCCAUAUGUUAGUCAGUUAUCAGAGGGUUGAUGAUGCCCCUUUGCGUCUCUCACAGCUUCACCCCGGCAUCUUGUGUUCCAUCAGUCAGGGGGCCAUAUGAGGAAGCACGGUAGCGUGGUGUGGCGUCUGUCUGUGUGUCCUGGCACUGGGGUUGUGUUGGUUGGCAGAUUAUGACUCAAUAUAGUAGAGAGAUGGAGAGAAAGAUGGAGAGAGAGAUGGAAAGAGAUGGAGCCUGCAGUAUAACUGUGUCACUGGGCUUGACUGGCUGACUAGUCUACAGUACCUACCUGGUGCAUGAUCACAACUAUAUAUUAUCUUCAUCUUCUACUAUCUUCUAUCACUAUCUAUCUAUCUAUCUAUUAUUAUCUGUUGUUUGUUGUGGGUUUUCUGUUUUUGUUUCCCCGUUGUUGCUUUGUUGUUGUUGUUGUUGUUUUGUUGUUGUCUGUUGGUUUUUUCUGUUGUUUGUUGCUGUGUUGUUUGUUGUGUUUGUCUGUCGGUUGUGGUCGGUCGGUCGGUCGGUCGGUCGGUCCCUAGUGGCUUUUUGACGGGGGGAAAGGAACCCGACGUUCUAACAAAGGGCCGAACUGGGGUUUACAAACCUGGUUGGACUGGAAUAAGGGAGGAAAGAAGCAUUAAAAAUGAAGGAGGAAGGGUUUGUAAGAGGGAAAUUAAAAGGGGGGGGGGGGGGGAAAAGGGGGAGAGGGGAGGGAGAAGAAAGGGAAAAGGGGAAGGGGGGGGGGAAAAGCGGGGAAGAGAAAAAAGGAGGAGAAAAGGGGGAAAGGGGGGGGGGGGAAAGGGGGAAAAAAGGGGGGGAAAAGGGGGGGGGGGGGGGGGGGGGGGGCAAAAGGGGGGGGGGGGGGGGGGGGGGGGCCCCCCCCCCGGGGGGGGGGGGGGGGGGGGGCCCCCGGGGGGGGGGGGGGGGAAAAAAAAAAAAAAAAGGGGGGCCCCCCGGGGGCCCCCCCGGGGGGGGGGGGGGGGGGGGGGGGAAGGGGGGGGGGGGGGGGGGGGGGGGGGGGGGGGGAAAAAAAAAGAGGGGGAGGAGGGGAAAAGGGAAAAAGGGGGAAAAAAGGGUUUUUUAAACCGAAAAAAGGGAAGGGCCCCCCCCCCCCUUGGUUUCCCCCCCGCCGCCCCCCCCUUUUUUCUGGGGGGGGAAUUAAGGGGGUUUAGGGCCCCUUUGGUGAUGGGAGGAUGUGAAGCCAAGGAACGUGGGGGGACUUGCCCGGUCGCCUGGCCCCUGCAGGGGACUGCCUUUUUUUGUAACAAACAUUCCCUCCAUUUUCCCUCAUGUUUGGGGAAAGGUUUCACGACAUGAAGUCUAUGCAACAUUACAUUUUCUAUUUAGCCAUAUGGAACAUAUUUAUCCUAUUCAUGCGUUCAGUGUCUUUUUCUCACCUACAUUCCUGUGGUCCUCUGUAGCUCAGCUGGUAGAGCACAGCGCUUGUAACGGCAGGGUAGUGGGUUUGAUCCCCGGGACCAACCAUACACAAAAAUGUAUGCACGCAUGACUGUAAGUCGCUUUGGAUAAAAGCAUCUGCUAAAUGGCAUAUUAUUAUUAUUCCAGCAGACACGCUCCAUUGUACAGGCAGGGUGUGAAAUCAUCACCAAAAGACACAGAACAUGAUGUAGAAAAGGGCAGCCCUUCCACCAAUGCUCCAACAUGCUGUUGCUUUGUCAGGCUCCUGCAGUGGUUGCCUGUUGACAAGGUCAUACCGUACUGUAUGAAUGUUGUAGAGUAAACGCAUGUGUUCUUUAUUAAUUCAAUUUCACUAUUAUACAGUAGAUGUAUGAUACAUCAGUAUACAUCAGCCCCCAAUGAAUAUUUCGCUACAAUGUUGACAUUUUUGAUUGAGGUUAGAGCCAAUGUACAAUAUUCGUCUUUGUUUACUGGUAUGACCUGUAUCCUGAAUGAGGUAUAGUGGUUAAUAGUAAUAAUAAUAAUAAUAAUCUGUUAUAUUUCUCACAUACACAAGUACAUAUUACAGUUUUUGUCAAUCACGUUGGUGCAAUUUUCACAAGUAUGUGGUACAUUUUCACAACUCUAAGCACACAUAUCUAAACAGAUCAACAAAAUGGCUCAUGUUUCAAAACCCUAAGCACAUUUUCAAUUGACUGAGUAGUACAACAAACAAAUUAACAGUCACUUGUUCACUGCACCAAAUCACUCCUUCAAUUUGGAAGCAUAUUCAAUCGAAGUAUCUGCUUUUCAAAAUGCAAUAUUCACUUUACUUUUGAUAGGAUUUUCUUGUCAUUUGUUAACAAUACAAUUAUGGAAAAUUAUAUUUACCAUCUACUAUUCUUUCUAUUCAACACUUCAAAAAGAACCGUUUUUAAAUGUGUAUCAUGUAUUUUUUGCUAUUGGAUUAAAUGCUAGUUAAAAUGACUAAAUGGUGAGCCUGAUGUAUUGAUGACUAAACAAAAUGUUCUCAUAGUAUUUCACAGAAAACUGAUUUUGCAUGAAUGACUCAAGGGUGAAAGAUGUGUUAAACUCCAAUAAAUGCACAAUCAAAGGUUCUGAACAUACGAUAGGGGGCAUUACAAGUCUUAACAGUUUAGAGUUUUGUAUUUAGAGUUUUGAAAAUAAAUUACUUAGAGUGCCUUCGGAAAAUAUUCAGACCCCUUGACCUUUUCCACAUUUUGUUGCGUUACAGCCUUAUUCUAAAUGGAUUAAAUAAAAAAUGACAAAGCAAAAACAGGUUUUUAGACAUAAAAAAAAAAAAAUUACAAAUAAAAAACUGAAAUACCUUGUUUACAUAAAUAUUCAGACCGAACAGGACAACAACCCUACGCACACAGCCAAGACAACACAGGAGUGGCUUUAGGACAAGUCUCUGAAUGUCCUUGAGUGGCCCAGCCAGAGCCCGGACUUGAACCCGAUCUAUCAUCUCUGGAGAGACCUGAAAAUAGCUGUGCAGAGACGCUCCCCAUCCAACCUGACAGAGCUUGAGAGGAUCUGCAGAGAAGAAUGGUUGAAACUCCCCAAAUACAGGUGUGCCAAGCUUGUAGCAUCAUACCCAAGAAGACUUGAGGCUUUAACCGCUGCCAAAGGUGCUUCAACAAAGUACUGAGUAAAGGGUCUGAAUACUUAUGUAAAUGUAAUAUUUCUGUUAUUUGUAAUACAUUUGCAAAAAAAUCAAAACACCUGUUUCUGCUUUGUCAUUAUGGGGGAUUGUGUGUGGAUUGAUGAGGGGGAAAAAACUAUUUAAUCAAUUUUCAGAAUAAGGCUGUAACGUAACAAAAUGUGGAAAAAGUCAAGGGGUCUGAAACAAUGUGCCAAAGUGAUUGAAAAAAAACUUUAAUACGCAUGUGUGAAUUGGAAAUGUAUUUUUUGCAUAUCCCAACUCCCCCUGAGACACCCAGGGAGCAAUUAGGGUUAAGUGCUUUGCUCAAGGGCACAUCGACCGAAUGUUCAUCUUGUCAGCUCAGGGAUACAAACUAGCGACCUUCUGGUUACUGUCCCAAUGCUCUAACCACAGAUAGAGCCAGAUGUUUCACCAGAUGUAUACAUUUGAAGCCUCCGGUUGGAAUUUCCACUCCCCACCAAAUAUGGUGAGGAGAGGAAGCCCAGUGGCCGGCAGUAUGGGAGAGUAUGGAGCGAGUUGGAACUGGGCCGAUAUUCUGCAGAUUUUCUCAUCGAAGCCCAAUCUCAUCAAAGCCUGAUCUCAAUACAGUUUUCUGUUCCCAAAACUACAAUCUGUUACAAACAGAGUGCACUAAGUUUUGUAGACGUGAUCCUUUGCCAAAGUUUCAAAAAAUGACGUUGUUUACAAGGAGUGCAAGGGCGAAUUUAGUUAUUGCACACGCACAUGCUAGAACGUGCCAAUAGGAUCUCGCUAGCUCGUGCUUGGCUCUGCCAACCUACUUGCUUGUUCUGCCCACUAUGCUUAAUUUGCGCCCAUUGAAAAUGACACAGAUGAACUAUCUUGGGUUAGUUAUAAAUAUAUUUGUAUGUAUUUAGCUAAAAAGGGAUUUGUACACAUUUCCUUUCUGAUGGACUAUGAUGUGCUGUUUUUAGCGUGGUAUGAAAUCCAGCGCGAACAUGGGCCUACUGUACACAUAUAAAGAGAGUGGGGUCUCAUUUUGACUUUGGAUCAUGCAGAGGUUGCUUGUUUGUUAUUUUUUAUAUAGAUAUAUAUAUUUAUUAAAAAAUAUAUAUAUAUAUGUUGCAGCUUUCUCUAGAUAUUUGUGGUUUUUCAGCAGUACUACUCUGAGGCCAAGUGUAGCUUUGUGUCCAAGACUUUCCAGUUUUAACAUUAUUUAAGGGACACUAUUCAAGUAAUACCUCUAACUUCUGUUUUCUCCUGUCCUCUGUAUUAAUAUCAUGCUCUACCUCUCUCCAUCUCUCUCCUUGUCUCCAUCCCUCUCUCCAUCUCUCUCUCCGUUUCCUCCCCCAGUUUAAGAGGAUGUUGAACCGGGAGCUAUCUCACCUGUCAGAGAUGAGUCGUUCAGGGAACCAGGUGUCUGAAUACAUCUCCACUACCUUCCUGGGUAAGUCACACACCUCACCUUUCAACUGCACUCCUGACUGGGUCUCUGUCUGUCUUCUAUCCCUUAUAUACCUCAGUCCUCUAUCCUCUAUAAAACUGAACAGAGCCCUAUGUAUAUCGCUCUGGUCAAAAUUAGUGUACUAUAUGGGGUGUCAUUUAAAAAUAGGGUUAUAUUUUACUUAACACUGAUCCACACUGUUAACCCCAAUGUAGCUCAGUUGGUAGAGCAUGGCGCUUGCAAUGCCAGGGUUGUGGGUUCGUUUCCCACGGGGGGCCAGUAUGAAAAAUGUAUACACUCACUAACUGUAAGUCGCUCUGGAUAAGAGCAUCUGCUAAAAUCUAAAAUGUAAUGUGCUGUCAUUACUCAACACUUUUGAGGAAACACGUUGCACUUAAUAUAUCUGAAUAAAGUUACUUAAAGUGAUUUUGUAGUUAUUAAUCAAACCGAUAGUCACUGUGACCUUGUAGGGGGUCCUGAUUUGAGUUGUAUCAGAGUAAAGCCACGCCUCCAAUAUAAUUUCCCAGUGUUCCUUGCCUUUUUGAGAAAAUUGUAGAGUCACCACCCAUGACUGUAUUUGUUAGUGACAGAAACAUGGUUGUUGAAUUUGUUCAUUUUCAGUCCUGUGUCCUUCACCAAGUGAAUUCCUAGGCGAAUGUUAUCAUUAUAAUUAAACAUUACAUAUUUCAUAAGGCCUUAUUGUGAGGCCUAGCUUUACUCUAACACAGUGGCCUGAAACUCAUGGUUUACAGGCCACAUCAGGCCACUUUCCCAAAAUUCCCAGAUUUUCAAAAAUUCCUGGUUGAAGGAUUUCCAGGAAUCUUCUAACCGGGAUUUCUGGAAAACCUGGGAAAUGUACCAGAAUUUUGCAACCCUACCUGCAAGUCAGAUUAUGCUGGCUUGCAAAGUGAUGUGCAAUUCCUAUUGGAAUCCAGCCAGAGUUAGGCUAUCCAACAUUAGAAAUGUGUAUUCACUCGCAACCUGCAUUCAUAAUGACUGCCAGGGUUAGGAACAUUGUGAGAAGACUACCUAAGCCAUUUAAACUGGGAACAACUAUUUCAGUAACGGAUGCAAAAAAUCUGACUAAAUGAUUGGAUUAGUUUAGAAAAAUGUAUGUUAUUUAUCUGUGUGUAACAUAGGAUUAAUCAAUCAAUCACUCAAUGUACAUACAAAAGCACAGAUAUUAAAUACAAUUCCCCAAAAAUCAACCUACAGUAGAGCAUGCUGGGAAAAAAGGUUAAUUUGUUAUCAUAACUUAAAAAAAUUAAGUUGAUGUGACUUCUCAUUUCGUUUUGAGUCAGUACCACAUAAGCAUUUUAAGUAAUAAUUACUUUUUUAUUGACUUUGAGUUAAACUUACUAGAAGUAUUUGAGUAAAAAAUGCCUUCGGGUUUACAGUGUGCAGGGAGUCAUUUAGAUCCGGGUCUCUUUUACAAGUGAGCCCUGUAAUGAUGCAUACUGCAGAGAUAUAGCACACUAUAGGCCUUAUAAUAAUAAGUUAUAAAAGCUCAUGCAUGCUUAUAACAAGCAUUAGAAAGCAUUAUAGUUAACCUCUGACCUCCAUGUCUCCUCCAGAUAAGCAGAAUGAGGUAGAGAUCCCGUCUCCGACCCUGCGGGAGCGGGAGCGGGACAAGCCCAUGUGUCACAUCAGUGGAGUGAAGAAGCUGACACACAGCUCCAGCCUGUCCAUCAACACCACCAUGCCACGCUUCGGAGUCAAGACUGAACAGGAGGACGCACUGGCCAGGGUACGGUAUAUCUGUACUGGAUCUGGGAUCUGUGAAACCUUACACACACUCACACAUGAACAUUCACUCACUUUGAAGAUUAUUUAAAAUGACAUCUCCUCCUGAGAACCAGUGAAAAAAUGCUUUUUGAAUUAUAACUUUAUUUUUUUACAUCACAUAAGUAUUUGAACUGAAAUAAAUGUUACAAUGUUUUUCUUUUUCUUUUUAUUGUAUGUCCACUGUAGUGGACAUUAGGAUCCGGUUGAUAUUAUAUAUGUACAAUUUUACAUUACAGUAAAUGUGUACAGUAGGUCAAAAGCACAGGAUAUUUAUUUAGCUCUUAUUUAAUGUGAAAAAUAUAUAUUACACUGCUGUGAAAACUCACCAAACUAUUCCACAGAUAUUUACUUAUGAUAACACAUUUGCAUACUGUACAUUCACCUUCUUCUUUCCAUAAAAUGUGCUAAAUUGAGAUGGCAGCCAUUUAAAAAAAACAGGAUGAGAAAGUUACAUAUCACUGAAAACCCCAGAAUGUCCUCUCAAAGGUACAACAGGAUUUAACACAGUGGCAUGUAUGGCCUCAGAGAUACGGCCCAAAAAACUAUCUCCAUUAGAGUGGACAAAAAUGAAUUGAUGGGUCUCAGGAGGGAUUCAAUGGAGACAUAUGUCAAGUCAAAUUCCGGGUACAGUAUGUGUAAAUGUACUUGGCAAAUAAAGGUGAUUCUGUUUCUGAUUCUGAUGUUGUCUGUUGACCAGGAGCUGGAUGACUUGAAUAAGUGGGGCCUUAAUAUCUUUCGUCUGGCUGAGUUCUCCAAUAAUAGGCCUCUCAGCUGCAUCAUGUUCGCCAUCUUCCAGGUUGGUGAAAAGUAGUGGUUUUAUCCAUUCGAUUUUCAGGAAGAGUGGUCAUAUAGACUUAAUAUAGACUUUGCUGUUCAUAUACGUGUAUAGGAUCCUGAGUGUUUGUGUGACACAGUGUGUUCCUUCCCUGUAGGAGAGGGAUCUGUUGAAGACGUUUCAAAUCCCUGUCGACACGUUUGUGACCUAUGUGAUGACCCUGGAAGACCACUACCAUGCCAACGUGGCCUACCACAACAGCCUCCAUGCUGCUGACGUCACACAGUCCACCCACGUCCUGCUGUCCACACCGGCUCUGGACGUAAGAACCACAUUUCACCACACACUGAGCCUACAUCUAACAACAACUAACUUGAAGCACACAGCUGCACUCUAACUCCAUCGCACAUUCAUGUCCUGUAGGGUGUUCUAAAAUGUGAUUGGUUACACUGUGUUCUAUCUCGCUCUCUGUCAGGCUGUGUUCACUGAUCUGGAGAUCCUAGCUGCGUUAUUUGCUGCUGCCAUCCAUGAUGUGGAUCAUCCUGGCGUGUCCAACCAGUUCCUCAUCAACACCAGUGAGUCCUUACAAUGGAGAUAGGAGCACAGGAGGAGCCAGGAUACUGUACAGUACAGUGCAUUAUAACUAAAUAAAGCUCCUUAAACCACAUCUCAGUUGAGCUUAGCCUACUAGUCAGUGUAGCACAGCUAAUAACGUAAAAAGAAAAUGUCAGAGUCAACACUGUAUGGUUUGGUCGGAACAAUAAUGUGAAAAGGGUGCUAGUGGGGUGUGUCUACAGGUGCUCUGACCCAGUGUUUGUUCUGUACUGACCCGGUGUGUUCUGUCUGUCCUCUCUCCCCAGACUCGGAGUUGGCUCUGAUGUACAAUGAUGAGUCAGUUCUGGAGAACCACCACCUGGCUGUGGGCUUCAAGCUGCUCCACGAGGACAACUGUGACAUCUUCCAGAACCUCAGCAAGAGGCAGAGACAGAGCUUGCGCAAGCUCGUUAUCGAUAUGGUGAGGCUCCUGCCACUCACACUCACCCAAUAAGGGGCUGCUCUGCUGCCUCAAUAAGGGGCGGGGCUUAUACGAGUUAUUUAAAUGUUAUUUUCUGAUGUUUUUUAUGUUUUUGUUUGACCUCCUCCUUUAAUUGACCUCUCAAGGUGUUGGCGACAGAUAUGUCUAAGCACAUGAGUUUGCUGGCUGAUCUGAAGACCAUGGUGGAGACGAAGAAGGUGACCAGUUCAGGAGUGCUCCUGCUCGACCACUACACUGACCGCAUCCAGGUGAGCUUUCACCUCUGACCUCUAAACAUUCACCCUGCAGAAAAAAUGGUACUCCAAACUCAAAUUGGAGCUGGAGAAAAUGCACAACGCCUACUGUGCACUGGUGAACCCUGACCUUAUGUGUGUGUCUGCAGGUGCUGAGGAACAUGGUGCACUGUGCGGACCUAAGUAACCCCACCAAGCCCCUGGCCGUGUACAGAGAGUGGACUGAACGCAUCAUGGAGGAGUUCUUUAGACAGGGAGACAAGGAGAGGGAGAGAGGCAUGGAGAUCAGCCCCAUGUGUGACAAACACACUGCUUCUGUGGAGAAGAGUCAGGUUAGGAAACACACACACAACACACAUUUUGGCAUCACUUUUAAAGCAAUUAUAAAAGCUAAAUGCCAAUAAAUGCUUUUUUAAUGAUUAUUUAUGUUUAUAAAGGUAAUCUCAUGUUGCUUACACAAAUUCCUUAGCCCCGUAAUGUGCUUGUUAUUAGUGUGAUGUUCGUUUGUCAGUGUGUUUGAUUCUCCUGGUGUUGUGUGCUGUAGGUGGGCUUCAUCGACUACAUCGUGCACCCUCUGUGGGAGACGUGGGGGGACUUGGUGCACCCUGACGCCCAGGACAUCCUGGACACUCUGGAGGACAACAGGGACUGGUACCAGAGCACCAUCCCCCAGAGCCCCAUCUCCCCACCCCCAAUCCCCCUCGGCCCAGACAAGAGGCUCAACGCCUGCAUCGACAAGUUCCAGUUCAAGCUCACCUUAGACGAUGACACGGAGGGAGGACAGGAGGAGGAAGAGGAGGGAGGAGGAGGGGGAAAACCACCCCCAAUCACAUGGUGCUGGACAGCAGUCAGGGAGAGGAGGAAGACAAGAGAAAAGAGGAGGAAGGAGAGGACGGGGUAAAGGAGGAAAGAGAAGGAGACAUCAUCGAGGAGGAAGGGGAAGCAGUGAUGGAGGAGGAGGUGGAGGAGGAGAAGAGGGGAGUUCUUCAGCAAGCUCAGUUAGGGGUGGAGAGACACUCUGACACAAGCCUUGUGGAGGACGAGGAGGAGGAAGACUCAUCCUCGCCAGCUGAUGACACAUGA